Ogataea polymorpha is the source of this 1406-nucleotide messenger RNA. RefSeq lists its product as uncharacterized. The record is from RefSeq and is a predicted model, not a curated record. The coding region runs from base 637 to 1335 and encodes 232 amino acids. Gene Ontology annotation, biological process: regulation of DNA-templated transcription. Gene Ontology annotation, cellular component: nucleus; CCAAT-binding factor complex. NCBI's taxonomy places the organism in Eukaryota, Fungi, Ascomycota, Pichiomycetes, Pichiales, Pichiaceae. Gene Ontology annotation, molecular function: DNA-binding transcription activator activity, RNA polymerase II-specific; DNA binding; protein heterodimerization activity. The transcript has a single exon.
GUUCGUUAUGCGAUCAUCAUUGCUAAUUAUAUAAUGAAGGACAUGGCGUUGCGGCCGCCUCAGGGUCAGUGCGCACCCAUCCUGGAAAUUGCCUCCGCGAGCGAUUGACCGUACCCUAUCUCCACUUCUCGUCCUGGAUAAAUCUGAUGAGCGUUGGACUGCCAGUCUGCAGCAACGGAUGGCCCGCCACGAUGUUGAGGAACCGCUCUAGGCCCUGUCUGCGUUCCUCUAUGAAGUCGUCGUCGAACCGGUUGUUGUAAUUGAGCAGCGACUUGUCCGGCAGUUUUGGGAUCACCACGCGGGUGGUUUCCUGCUGGAGGAUCUUGCGGAACGCGUCGAACUCGCUGAACCGUCUGCGCACCCGCGAGUACUUUUUCUUGAACGCGGGGAUGUUGGUCCGGCACACGAUCUCGUAGUCGGUGUACAUAUUGGUCGUCUUGUUGCCGUGGGUGACCGGGUUGACCACCUCGAGCUCCAAAAAGUUCUCUGGCUCGCCGUAGAGCUCGUCGAACGUCUGUUUGUGUUGUUUUGGGCGCACAGACGAAAACGACUCGAACGGAUUGGGCAUUGAAACGGAAAUAAUUAAUUUGAAAUAAUUGCAAAAUAUUCCUUAAAAACACCCAUUCGGACCUCUUGAUGGCCUUCGAGGAAUUUGGAGAUCAGCAGUACGCCAUGGCUCGCUACAGCGAGAUGCCGGCCCACCUAGACGAGGAGGGCAUAGGCGUUUCGGAUGAUCUGGAAGAAGAGCUCUCGCCCGAGAACGGCGAGGUCGACAACGAGCAAGAGAACGACGCAGAGGACGACUCGGACGAGUUCGGAGGGCCGUCUGGCGCGUUCAGCAACGUGGGACAAGGCCUGAGCGGCAAGUACAAAAACAUGAUGAUGCAAUACUGGCAGGAAACCAUCAAUUCGAUCGAGCACGAUAACCACGACUUCAAGAACCACCAGCUCCCGCUGGCGCGGAUCAAGAAAGUGAUGAAGACCGACGAGGAGGUCAAGAUGAUCUCUGCAGAGGCCCCGAUCCUCUUCGCAAAGGGCUGCGACAUCUUCAUCACCGAGCUGACGAUGCGGGCGUGGAUCCACGCCGAGGAGCACAAGCGCAGAACGCUGCAGAAGUCCGACAUCGCGGCGGCGCUGCAAAAAAGCGACAUGUUUGACUUUCUCAUCGACAUUGUGCCUCGCGAGGAGGAGAAGCCUCGCAAGAAGCACUCUCAGCACCUUGCGAACCUGCAAAGCCCGAUGGACCCGGACUACCAGAUGCGCUACCAGCAGCAGUACAUGCAGCAGGUGUAUUCUCCGAUGCCCAUGCAGAAGGGCGACAACUACGAGUACUAGGGCCGGUAUGCCUGUUACGUAACGGCUUAUAUAACGAAUCGACUUAUGUUCUGGCGACGCGGCGCAAAAUC